AUGUCCUCUGAAGGUGUUAGUUUAGGUGAUAUGUCCUCUGUGGAUGUUAGUUUAGGUGAUAUGUCCUCUGCAGGUGUUAGUUUAGGUGAUAUGUCCUCUGUAGGUGUUAGUUCUGGUGAUAUGUCCUCUGUUGACGUUACUUCAGGUGAUAUGUCCUCUGUAGGUGUUAGUUUACGUGAUAUGUCCUCUGUUGACGUGACUUCAGGUGAUAUGUCCUCUGUAGACGUUACACCGGGUGAUAUGUCCUCUGCAGGUGUUAGUUCUGGUGAUAUGUCCUCUGUGAGUGUUAGUUCUGGUGAUAUGUCCUCUGUAGGUGUUAGUUUAGGUGAUAUGUCCUCUGUAGGUGUUAGUUUAUGUGAUAUGUCCUCUGUAGGUGUAACUUUAGGUGAUAUGUCCUCUGUAGGUGUUAGUUUAGGCGAUAUGUCCUCUGUUGACGUUAGUUUAGUUGAUAUGUCCUCUAUGGUUAUUAGUUUAGGUGAUAUGUCCUCUGUAGGUGUUAGUUUAUGUGAUAUGUCCUCUGUAGGUGUUAGUUUCCGUGAUAUGUCCUCUGUAGGUGUUAGUUUAUGUGAUAUGUCCUCUGUAGGUGUUACUUUAGGUGAUAUAUCCUCUGUAGGUGUUAGUUUAUGUGAUAUGUCCUCUGUGGGUGUUAGUUUAGUUGAUAUGACCUUUGCAGGUGUUAGUUCUGGUGACAUGUCCUCUGUUGAUGUUAGUUUAGGUGAUAUGUCCUCUGUGGAUGUUAGUUUAGGUGAUAUGUCCUCUGUAGGUGUUAGUUCUGGUGAUAUGUCCUCUGUUGACGUGACUUCAGGUGACAUGUCCUCUGUAGGUGUUAGUUCAGGUGAUUUGUCAACUGUAGCUGUUAGUUUAUGUGAUAUGUCCUCUGUUGACGUUAGUUCUUGUGAUAUGUCCUCUGUAGACGUCAGUUCUGGUGAUAUGUCCUCUGUGAGUGUUAGUUCUGGUGAUAUGUCCUCUGUAGGUGUUAGUUUAUGUGAUAUGUCCUCUGUAGGUGUUAGUUUAUGUGAUAUGUCCUCUGUAGGUGUAACUUUAGGUUAUAUGUCCUCUGUGAGUGUUAGUUCUGGUGACAUGUUCUCUGUUGAUGUAAGUUUAGGUGAUAUGUCCUCUGUGGAUGUUAGUUUAGGUGAUAUGUCCUCUGUAGGUGUUACUUUAGGUGAUAUAUCCUCGGUAGGUGUUAGUUUAUGUGAUAUGUCCUCUGUGGGUGUUAGUUUAGUUGAUAUGCCCUUUGCAGGUGUUAGAUCUGGUGACAUGUCCUCUGUUGAUGUUAGUUUAGGUGAUAUGUCCUCUGUGGAUGUUAGUUUAGGUGAUAUGUCCUCUGUAGGUGUUAGUUCUGGUGAUAUGUCCUCUGUUGACGUGACUUCAGGUGACAUGUCCUCUGUAGGUGUUAGUUCAGGUGAUUUGUCAACUGUAGCUGUUAGUUUAUGUGAUAUGUCCUCUGUUGACGUUAGUUCUGGUGAUAUGUCCUCUGUAGACGUCAGUUCUGGUGAUAUGUCCUCUGUGAGUGUUAGUUCUGGUGAUAUGUCCUCUGUAGGUGUUAGUUUAUGUGAUAUGUCCUCUGUAGGUGUUAGUUUAUGUGAUAUGUCCUCUGUAGGUGUAACUUUAGGUGAUAUGUCCUCUGUGAGUGUUAGUUCUGGUGACAUGUUCUCUGUUGAUGUUAGUUUAGGUGAUAUGUCCUCUGUGGAUGUUAGUUUAGGUGAUAUGUCGUCUGCAGGCGUAAGUUUAGGUGAUAUGUCCUCUGUUGGUGUUAGUUUAGGCGAUAUGUCCUCUGUUGACGUUAGGUUAGUUGAUAUGUCCUCUAUGGUUAUUAGUUUAGGUGAUAUGUCCUCUGUAGGUGUUAGUUUAUGUGAUAUGUCCUCUGAAGGUGUUACUUUAGGUGAUAUAUCCUCGGAAGGUGUUAGUUUAUGUGAUAUGUCCUCUGUGGGUGUUAGUUUAGUUGAUAUGCCCUUUGCAGGUGUUAGUUCUGGUGACAUGUUCUCUGUUGAUGUUAGUUUAGGUGAUAUGUCCUCUGUGGAUGUUAGUUUAGGUGAUAUGUCCUCUGCAGGUGUAAGUUUAGGUGAUAUGUCCUCUGUAGGCGUUAGUUCUGGUGAUAUGUCCUCUUUAGGUGUUAGUUCUGGUGACAUUUAUCUGUAGGUGUUAGUUCUGGUGAUAUGUCCUCUGAAGGUGUUAGUUUAGGUGAUAUGUCCUCUGUGGAUGUUAGUUUAGGUGAUAUGUCCUCUG
This is a messenger RNA of Haliotis rufescens (red abalone), 2229 nucleotides long. RefSeq lists its product as uncharacterized. The record is from RefSeq and is a predicted model, not a curated record. The transcript has 2 exons. The coding region runs from base 1 to 2142 and encodes 713 amino acids. Lineage: Eukaryota; Metazoa; Mollusca; Gastropoda; Lepetellida; Haliotidae.